AUGAAGCAGGGAUUUAGUUCAAAAGGUUUGGUAGGAACCACUUUUAACAAUAGAUAUCUAGCACGAAAACAUCUCGGAGGCGGAAGUUUCGGUGAUGUUUAUGAAGCUGAAGAUAUCGAAACACAGACAAUCGUUGCUCUGAAGUUCGAAACCGGAAAUGCAACAAAUCCACAAUUACCCAACGAAUAUAAAUGCUAUCAAGCUUUACAAGGCAGCCCAAACAUUCCAAGAGUAUAUGGAUUAUUUGAUUACAAGAAAUCUCAAUUCCUCGUUAUGGAGAGGAUGGGACAAUCAUUAGAAUCUGUUUUCAAGCGAAAUGGUAAAAAAUUUUCAUUGAAAACCGUUAUUAUGAUCGGUGAUCAGCUUUUUCGAUGCAUCGAAUAUAUCCAUCGAUCAGGAAUUCUACACAGAGAUAUCAAACCUCACAAUUUUUUAAUUGGUCUCGGUAAAAACAAAAAUCAAAUUUAUGCCAUUGAUUUUGGAGUCUCUACACGAUAUAUUGAUCCAAAAACAAAAGAACAUGCUAUAUAUUCGCCAAACAAUGGAUUAAUUGGCACUGUUCAUUACGUUUCAGUGAAUACUCACCUUGGUGAAACUCAAUCUCGUAGAGAUGAUUUAGAAAGCAUUGCAUAUGUACUUAUUCGCUUCUUAAGAGGAAGUUUACCAUGGCAAAAUAUGAAAAUUAAGGAUCCAAAUGAAAGAAGUGAAAAAAUUUCACAAAUGAAGAUGCAAACUACAGCAGAACAACUCUGCUGGGGCAUUCCUAUAGAGUUUAAACAGAUAUACGAGUAUAUUAGAAGGCUACGUUAUGAUGAAACUCCGAGAUAUUCAUUUAUCCGAGCAACUCUUCAAAAUUUAUUCAAUAAACAAGGCUUUAUUAAUGAUGGAGUGUAUGACUGGGAUAAUGAAGCAGCAAUUCACCGUCCUUUGCCUUCUAAUUUCUUAUUGCGCUCAGCGAGCGCAUUUAUCAAAACAAACGAGCGAAAAAUUAAAGCCAGAGAAGAAAAAGUCAGGUAUCCUCGUGGUAGGAAGAUUUUUUAUAAUGAAAAUUAA
Molecule: messenger RNA, 1053 nt
Organism: Trichomonas vaginalis G3
Lineage: Eukaryota; Parabasalia; Trichomonadida; Trichomonadidae
Product: STKc CK1 domain-containing protein
Exons: 1
Coding region: 1-1053 (350 amino acids)
Biological process (GO): peptidyl-serine phosphorylation; signal transduction; endocytosis
Cellular component (GO): nucleus; cytoplasm
Molecular function (GO): ATP binding; protein serine/threonine kinase activity
Source: RefSeq, a predicted model, not a curated record